Xyrauchen texanus (razorback sucker) is the source of this 1624-nucleotide messenger RNA. Its product is annotated as dnaJ homolog subfamily B member 6-like. Gene Ontology annotation, cellular component: endoplasmic reticulum membrane; cytosol. Gene Ontology annotation, molecular function: ATPase activator activity; Hsp70 protein binding. The transcript has 8 exons. Gene Ontology annotation, biological process: protein refolding; positive regulation of proteasomal ubiquitin-dependent protein catabolic process. The coding region runs from base 175 to 927 and encodes 250 amino acids. NCBI's taxonomy places the organism in Eukaryota, Metazoa, Chordata, Actinopteri, Cypriniformes, Catostomidae. The record is from RefSeq and is a predicted model, not a curated record.
CUGCUCGAACAGGAUGUGACGUCAAAUACUCUGAAACAAAAAGAUACAGACUUUUCGCAUUGUUUCCGGAUACUUAGAUGCUUAUCACAUCAGCUCGAUUCAGCGUCGAAGUGCACCAAACAUAGAGCAGUUGCUUCUGCCAGUUAAAACACAAGUUGCUGGCCCUCUGAAGUCAUGGUGGACUAUUACCAGAUUCUAGGAGUGCAGAAAAUGGCAUCUCCGGAUGACAUCAAAAAAGCUUACAGGAAACUAGCUCUCAGGUGGCAUCCAGAUAAGAACCCGGACAAUAAGGACGAGGCAGAACAUAAGUUUAAAGAGCUUUCAGAGGCAUAUGAAGUCCUUUCAGAUGCAAACAAAAGGAAUAUAUACGAUAGGUAUGGCAAAGAGGGCUUAGCAGGAGGUGGAGGAGUAGGAGGAGGAGGUCAUUAUAAUGGUGACCACUUUGGAGGAUUCACAUUCCGCAAUCCAGAUGAUGUCUUCAGGGAAUUCUUUGGUGGACGUGAUCCAUUUGCAGACUUCUUUGGGGGAGAUCCAUUUGCUGAUGACUUCUUUGGUGGUGGUCGGAGACAUCAACGGGAUAUGACCAGAAGCCGGACAGGCGGGUCGUUUUUUGGGGGCUUUGGUGGCUUCCCACCUUUUGGUGCUGGGUUUUCAUCUUUUAAUGCAGGUUUCAGCCCCUUUGGGCAUAUGGGAGGAGGUGGCUUUACCUCCUUCUCCUCAAGCUCGAUAGGUGGCGGGGGAGGCGGUGGAGGGAUGGGCAACUUCCGCUCUGUGUCAACCUCCACUAAAUUCAUCAAUGGCAGGAAAAUCACAACAAAAAGAAUCAUUGAGAAUGGACAGGAACGGGUAGAAGUGGAAGAAGAUGGACAGUUAAAAUCUUUAACCAUAAAUGGUAAGGAACAGCUCCUGCGAUUGGAACACAAGUAAGAUAAUGGAGUCCUUUCAGCACAAACUUGAGCUAAAAAAGACACAAUGUUAGUACUGUUGUUCACAUGUCUGUAUAUUUAGUUUUUCUGCUUGUUUGUGGGUUUGUUUGUUUUUCCCAUUUUAUUUUUUUUUAGAACGUCAAGAACAAUUGUUGCUAAUAUAUUUAUAAAUGGGACUGUCAGUAUUUUGGGCAGAGUGCGUAAUUGUUUACUUUUAUUUGGGACCAUAAUGUUAGAUUAGUUUUUCUUUCCGCAAGCACUUUGCUGUGUUGCAGUGUCCUCGUGAAUGCACAUUGCCUUUUGAUUAGUACUUUUGGGCUUUAAGGAAUAAGAGAAUUGUGCAUUGUGUAUGACUUUCCCAACUGAGUGUGGAAUUGGAAUACUUAACUUACUGUUCAAACCCUGAUGGCAACUUGUCUUAUUUGUUUGUUAAACAUAAUCUUUGUAAAUGCUGAUAGAGUCCAUUGUACUGAUAUGCAAUUUGUAUUAUUUUUGAUUGAUGAAACUUUUUUUUUUCCCUCAUUGUUGCAUGCAAGACAACAAAAGUUGUUUAUAGUCGUAAUGUUAUUGUUAAAUAACCUGAUGAGCAUCGGAGGUGAUAUAACUGAUGAACAUUCAAGAAACUUUGUGUACUUUGUAAAAGAAUUUGAACCUAAAUAAAUAAAUAAAUGAGUUUCAUCCUUUUUUGGGAUGUGGCA